AUGCCAUACCGCUUUGAAAUUGCCGCCCAGGGCCGUGCUGUUUGCAAAGCCCCCGACUGUGCCAAAGAGAAGGUCAAGAUCGCCAAGGGUGAAUUCCGUGUCGGUACCUGGGUUGAUGGCCCAGGCUUCCAGAGCUGGUCCUGGCGCCACUGGGGUUGCUUUACCCCCAAGCAAAUUGUGAACGUCAAGAAGGACAUUACUGGGGACUCUGAUGAUCUUGAUUUCUCUCGCCUUGAUGGCUUCGAUGAGCUGAACGACGAGCUCCGAGCCAAGGUUCGCAAGGCCAUCGCAGAGGGUCAUAUCGAAGACGACGAGUGGAAAGGCGAUGUUGAAUGCAACCGCCCUGGACAUGUCGGCAUGCGUAUCAAGAAUGGCAAGGUCAAGGCCAAGGCCGAUGAGUCUGAGGAAGCUGAGCAGGAUUCUCCUGCCAAGAAGCAUGGUCUAACCGAUUCUGAGAAUGUGGACGAGGAGGCCACCAAGAAGAAGAAAACUCGUACCAAGAAAGCAACUGACAAUGAUCAUGCCAUCGCUGAUGCUGCCAUCGUUGAGACUGAGCCCAAGGUGGCCAAGAAGGCUGGUCGUCCCGCCAAGAAAGCUGCUGCUGAGACAGAGGUCGUGGCCGCGCCCAAGAAGCGCCCUGGUCUUCCUCCAAAGAAGGUUUCCGAUGGAGAGAGCCCUGAUUCCGAGAACAAGGCCAAGAUCGAGGUCAAGACCGAGGCCAAGAAGCGUGGCCGUGGUCGCCCCCCAAGAAGGUGUCCGAAGACGAAGAAGGCUUCGGAUGAAGAGACUCCCGAUGUUGAGACCAAGAACAAGGCCGAGCCCAAGAAACGUGGCCGUGGCCGUCCCUCCAAGAAGGUGUCUGAAGACGAAGGUGCGGAUGCUGAUACUGAGAUGCCUGCUGAACCAAAGAAGCCUGCUACUCGUGGAAGCAAGACCGCCGAGGACGAAAGUGCCUCCGCUGACAAUGAGCCAAAGGAGCCCACCAAGCGUGUCACUCGUGCCAAGAAGAUCCCCACCUCUGAGGCUAUUGCUGCCGACACUGAGUCCGACGAACUUGGCCCUGCCCAUGAGGAGCAGGCAAAGGACUCAGACGAGACAGCCACUGAGCCCAAGAAGCGCCCAACUCGUGCAACUCGCGCAACCCGUGUAACUCAUACCAAGAAGUCUAUUACCGGUACCAAGGCUGCCAAUGGCGGAAAUACCGAAAAUGAUUUGAAGCCUACCAAGGAAGCCAAGAGCAGCGAAUCGGAUGCCUCCAAGGAUGAUCAUGCCAAUGAAUCGACCGAGAAGCCCAAGCGUACCCGUGCUACCAACAAGACCAACGGCGACAACAGCACCUCCGGAACAAAGCCUAAGCAGACUCGCACUCGCAAGCCCGCUGCAAUCAAGCCUACCCAGGAACCUAGUGAGGAUGUUGCUGAAUCCUCCGAUGCUAUCAAAGGAAAGCCAAAGACCAAGGGUCGCAAUCCAGCUGCCGCGAAGGUCACCGAAGAUUCCGCUAACCAGGUUGAUGAGAAGCCUGCGGAGGCAUCAAUUGAACAGCCUACCAAUGGUACCGUCGUGAAGUCUGAGGAUGGUUCUGAGCAUGCUUCUUCCGAAGCUGCUGAUCCGCCCAUCGUCGACGCCGCUGAGAAGGCCGUUGAGGACGUUACCGAGGACCCCAUUGAGAACGGUGUUAAGGAGCCCAGCGAGUCUCCUCUGAAGCCAGUCAAGCACGAGAACACUGAUGAUGACGUCUAA
Molecule: messenger RNA, 1740 nt
Organism: Penicillium coprophilum
Lineage: Eukaryota; Fungi; Ascomycota; Eurotiomycetes; Eurotiales; Aspergillaceae
Product: PARP-type zinc finger-containing protein
Exons: 6
Coding region: 1-1740 (579 amino acids)
Molecular function (GO): DNA binding; zinc ion binding
Source: RefSeq, a predicted model, not a curated record